Anthonomus grandis grandis is the source of this 976-nucleotide messenger RNA. Its product is annotated as zinc finger protein 257-like. The record is from RefSeq and is a predicted model, not a curated record. Gene Ontology annotation, cellular component: nucleus. The coding region runs from base 136 to 861 and encodes 241 amino acids. Gene Ontology annotation, biological process: regulation of transcription by RNA polymerase II. Gene Ontology annotation, molecular function: DNA-binding transcription factor activity, RNA polymerase II-specific; RNA polymerase II transcription regulatory region sequence-specific DNA binding. Lineage: Eukaryota; Metazoa; Arthropoda; Insecta; Coleoptera; Curculionidae. The transcript has 2 exons.
CUCAGUGAGGUUAAAGCGUUUAGGGGCUUUUUGGGGCUUAAUUUAUGUAUUUGCAUGGAAAAUUCUUUGAAAAAUCAAAGGAAAUUAUGUAGUGGUUAAGUGUAAUUGGUGGCAAAUACAGUUAUUUAGCACAAAAUGUUAUUUACAAGAUUUGAAGAUGGGUCAGCAGGAGGGGCCUUUCAACGACUCCUGGACGUCAGGUGUUUCAAAGUUGAAUCUAUAACAAUAAAAGAGGAGCCCCUGUAUGUACCCGAGGAGUCAACACUGAUGGACCCCGCUGUGCCUCCGAAGACACCCAAACCGAAAAAAUACAGAUGCGACGUCUGCAUGGCCGGGUUCAAAAAAAAGAGCGUUUUUAACGCCCACAUGAGCAACCACACCAAACAAAUCAAGUACGAGUGCGACCAGUGCUCUGCGGUGUUUUACAAGAAAAAAUCGGCAGACGAACACCGUAAGGAGCACGAGGACUUCGAGGCGACGGGGGUCUUUUGCACCGUCUGCAAAAUCUGGUGCAAAAGCCUAAGAUCGCUGCUUCAUCACAAGAAAACGCACGACGCGAGCAACACCAAGAACAAGACGUAUAAUUGCAACUUGUGCCCCUCGAGUUUCAACACCACGUUGGCCCUAAAGGAGCACAAGAGCGGCCACCACCAGCUGGAGCGGCGCCACGUGUGCGAACAGUGCGGCCAAGGGUUUUUAUUCGUUAACCAUUUGACCACGCACAUGAUUAGCCACAGUGAGGAGCGUAAGUUUCCCUGCGCCAUAUGCGGGAAUAAGUUCAAGAGGAAGGAACAUUUGAGCGCCCACCAGAGGACGCACGAGAAGGAGCAAGAGAGGGGCCUCCGCACUUACCAGACUUGACCUCCAUGGACAAAUCUUAGGUCUGCAUGUUUCAGACCCAUUUGAUUGCAUGUCAUUUAACUAAAUCAUAAAACACUACUAACAAUGAAUAAAUAAAUGAUAAUAAUUAUAAUAA